UAAACUACUUCGCACUCUAGAAUAUUUCUUAAUUAACUGAGGCUUACUAUUCUCUACUAAAUAUAUGCGGAUUUAGGAAAAAGCGCAAAAUGUGAUUACCAUUUGCGAUAUUUUUCCUAAAUGGAUUAUUGUCGAGGGAGGUUUAUUUUCAUUUAAUGCUUUUUUCUAGAAACGUAAUCUUAGAUAUUAGCAACGUAUCCGUAUUGUUAUUAGCAAAUUAUUUGCAUCAGAAUGUAUAUUGCUAUCAGAUCAGAAUUGCAGCAAUCAAAUCCGCAUUUGUUAGCAAAUAAUGCCAUUACGGUAUACAACAACUUUGGAUAGAAACUUGCUGGCAACUUUAGAAUCAUCGUCAUUAAAAUUCGUACUGUUGUCAUUAUGUUGUCAUAAUAACUAUAAAACAUAAAAUAUUGCUAUAUUGUCAACACGAGAUAAUUUUAAUGCUGCUAUCUUGCCGUUAAAGCUAGCAAUACAUAUGUACAUUGUCGCCUGCGUGUUUAAUUCAAAAUCGUUCAAACAAAUAUGCGGCAAAUUGCCGACAUCAUAAAUGAUUACAGAUUUGCGCGAUUUUGUUGAAACACAUUUUGUUGCUGCAUACAACUGCUUGUACCUACAAUCUUGAAAAUUAGACAAAGAAAUUUAUUUAAUCAGUUUCUUUGAAUUGAGAUAUAUUACCAGCCUCAAUUUGUCAAUUUCGAUCGUCCUUUAAAUAUUAUUAGCAACUGUUUUGUAUUUUUAAGUGUAACCAUGAGCAAAAUGAAUACAUUUGAUAAUAAUACUGAUAAUAGAAUCUAAAUCUUAAGAAGUAAUACAUACGUGACACAAUUCGUUACGAGUGUAAUCAUGUUCCAUAAUGAUACAUCGUUGCAAAGAAGAAAAAAUUUGUGAUAUAAAACAUAUUGAAAGCUGCCGAAACAUAGAAGAAUUUCGAAUAUGUGUAUCACACAAUGAUCUAUCAACUCAAAUGUUUUCUUCCUUUCGCUACAAGGCGACUAUGAAGAAUAUCAUUAUCGUCCAAGUAGACGACCUUUCGAAAUUCUCGUCAAUCUCGGUGCGAUUCGAUAGUUCCAUUGAAAAUGAUAGCAAAGAUGAGUGGUCAUUGGUCGAACGGUUUACCCCCACGUGUGUGUACUCGCAGGCUAUAUAGAAGACUCCGCAAGGAAUUUCAUCUUCAGAACUGAGAGUCAGUGUCACGGAAAUCCACCGGGAAGUAACCAAAAUGCAAUACAAUCAAUACGCGUCGCUGUGCUUGAUUGGACUUGUCUUGGGACAAGUCGCAGCUUUACCACAGCAUCCUCAAUUCAUGCAACAAUAUCCACAAUUGUAUCAACCACAGCAGAUUAGAGAGGAGAGAAAAUUUGCUGAGAAACCAAAUGCGAUGAAAAAAGUAGCCAUCGAUGAUCUCGAGGAUAUUAGUACUAAUCAGAUUCAGGAGAGUGGCAACAGCGGUUUCUCAUGGUCCAAUAUGCUAGGAAUGUUGAUGCAAAUGCUACUAGGUCAAACCGGAGGUGCAACCGGACCCAGCAAAAACGAAAUAGACGAUGGCGCGACUGUAAGUCCAUGGACCAAUUUGCUUUCCGUGGGUCUAAGAGUUCUCACAGCCCUGCUGGGUGGACCUCAACAACCAGUGGAUGGUAUUGAUAAGGUGGACAACCAAAGUAGUCCUAUGCAGGAAAUAUUGACUGCGGUGCUGGGCGCGUUUCUAGGACAGGGCAGAGACCCCGAACAAGUUGCUGUAAUGGCGAAAAAUGCUUCCGAGUUCAUCAGUAUAGUCAUCAAUCUGUUGGAUGCCCUGAAGACAUCCUUUUCUCAUCGUUCGAAUGAGGCCCGUACAAUCGGAAAACGUGACACUGUUUCUGAAGCUGCGAUAGCAUCGAUCUCUAUGCUGAAGGGCUACAUGAGAUCCGUAAAGUCCUUCAGCUACGUAGGUCGUGAGGAGGAGGAGGGACAGCGUGGAUGUGCCGAGAGGGCACUUUGUGAGGCCAGUGCGGAAUGCAUUGCUGAUACGAAAGGUCCAUCGUCGAUCUUCUGCCAGCUUGGAUCGUACGCGACGAGCUAUAUUCUGCAGAGGCAGAGCGGCGUCGGCUUCGAGGCCUUAUACGAGGCAGGAAGACGUGGUCGCACGGGAGGAUUGCAAGACUGUAGAACUCUCUUUAUGGACUGCAAUGCUGUAUGAGCGAAUUUAUUACUGCAAUGUUCUGUCGAAUAUAACUUAGAUUUUGCGGGAUUUCGGAAUUAUUUUAUAAUCUCUCUACCAAAAUUUUCUCUCAAACAAUCUCAUUAGAAAAUAUUCUCUGUCUUGCUUUGUAAAAAUAAAUAAUUUAAUGAAGCGUGUGCACUAAAGAUAAUUAAAUAAUACGAAGGCUUAAAAUUUUCAAAGUCAAUCUUUUAAACUUUUCAAAUAUUUAAACGUUAAUAACGUUUCAACGGAGUUUCUGAUAUCCUACAGUCUAAGUCAUGUUAAAACAGAAGUAUAGAUUUAAUCGACGUAUUCAUGGCACGAGCAUGCAUCAAGCGAUUCACAUCGAAUCUCGUCAGCUUAGCUCGCACUCACGAUUGAUUAUUCUUUCAGACAGAGAAUUCGGUGCGUGCGUGCGCGCGCGUGUGUGUGUGUGUGUGUGCGUGUGUGUUGUAUUGUGUUGGGCAUAUUCGUUAAAUAAUACAAAUUCAAUAUCAACUCGUGAUCCUAAUUAUGUUGCGAAUAAACAAGGUAUUGGAUAUUCUAUCUUACUUGUCUUGAAAAGAAAAUAGAUUAAAGUUGCGAAUCAAACUUUAAAAGUUCUGCCAAUCUCUUUAUAAAUUAAUGUCUAAUCUCUUUAUAUAUUAGUGUCUAAUAAUAUACUUUGAUGAAAUUUUAUUUAAUAAGUUUGCGUUUUUAUUUGUCCCAUUGAGAGUUAUAUGUGUUUUUGUCGAUCACCUACGAGUUUCGCCACGUCGAUUACACAAUAUUUAUUUCUAUUUAUUAAACGUGUCACAUACGUAUGUAGUUGUAGUAGUAUUUGUGGUUAAGAAUUCGGCGCGAGUUCUGCUACUCUUAUAUUUCAGUGACAAUGACGACUAUGUGCAAUAGGCAACAAAAGUUCAAUUAUUGAUAUAUUUUAUGUUUAUACAUCGAAUGAAAUUUGUUCAACGUUGUAAUAUAUACAUUUUCAAAAUAUAUAAUUGGAUAACAUUGGAAAGCAGUAGCACUCUCAUCAUUUGUAGAACAUUAUUAUUAUUAUUAUUAUUAUUAU
Monomorium pharaonis (pharaoh ant) is the source of this 3230-nucleotide messenger RNA. RefSeq lists its product as uncharacterized. The transcript is spliced from 7 exons. Bases 1217 to 2173 code for a protein of 318 amino acids. The record is from RefSeq and is a predicted model, not a curated record. NCBI's taxonomy places the organism in Eukaryota, Metazoa, Arthropoda, Insecta, Hymenoptera, Formicidae.